AGUCGUAGCUCAGCAGCCGAUCUCGUCUAUAAUGACUGUCAUCCCAUCGACCACCGAGGCUGGCAAGAAGCGACCAGCUGAUGAGAUCGAGGCCGAGAAGGCAGUGGAGGAGGAGGAGGGAGAGGACCUUCGUCAGUAUGGUGAUGCUAGCUAUUGGGAGGAGCGCUAUAAGGCUAAGAAACAGAGACUCACUGAGGAGAAGAAGAGUGAGAAGGACGAGAAGAAGGCUGCCGCUGCAGAGGAUGAUGAUGAUAAUUCGACUGAUGAGUGGCACUUCAGUUUCGAGGCUAUGAAGGAGCUACUGCCCGAGAAGAAGGAUAUCACAGUUGUUGAUGUUGGAUGCGGAGUGUCCUCCUUCCUUAACUCCAUGCGAGAGGCGGGAUACACUGGUCGCCUUAUCGGUCUUGACUACUCACCCAGCGCUAUUGACAUGUGUAAGGAAAUGUUCAAGGAGGUGGAGUACCAUAAUAAGGAGGCUGCGGAGAUGUGCCCUGAGAUCGUUAAGCCUGCGGAGGUGGAUAUGUUCCUCGACAAGGCGACCAUCGACGGUCUGUUGGCUGACGAGUCCGGGGCUGAGCACGUCCAGAGGUUGUCCAAGGUUGAGGGCCAAGCCCUUAAGGUUGGAGGUCAACUCAUCUGGAGCACCAUGUUCGGUCCUUUCGAAGAGUCUGGCGUGAAGGUCCUCAAGGAGACCAUAUUACCGGGCCUCUUGGCUGGUGAUGACAAGGCUUCUUACAAGGUCUAUUGUCAUGUUCUUGAUGAUGGUACGGAGGACAUCGAGUUGCCUGAGCUCGAGGGGGACGAGGAAUCAGCCGAGAAGGCCGAGCCAGAGGAGCAUGCUGAGGAGCCCAACGCUGCUGAGGGUACUGAUGCAGCAGCCGAGGAGGAGAAGGUUGAAGAAGGUGACGAGAUCGAUAUGGCGGAGCUCGGCGACAUGGACGAGAUGAUCAUGCAGGCCCUGGCUGAGACCGAGACUCUUGCAGUGUGGAUAAUUGAGAAGGUCGAGAAAGCUGCCGAUGCCCCCAAGGAUACCACUGAGCUCAUCGGUAAGAUCAUCGAAGAUAUCGAAGUUGAUGUUCACGAUGGUGGUGACGACGACGAGGAAGUGGAAGAAAAGAUAGAAGACUAAACAUAGACCAGUUUCUCUCCGUUCUAGCAGUCUAAUAAUUGUGAUUUAUCCGAUAAGAGUUCCUCGCUUCUAUCACG
Messenger RNA from Perkinsus marinus ATCC 50983, 1206 nucleotides. RefSeq lists its product as hypothetical. The coding region runs from base 32 to 1129 and encodes 365 amino acids. The record is from RefSeq and is a predicted model, not a curated record. Lineage: Eukaryota; Perkinsozoa; Perkinsida; Perkinsidae. The transcript has 6 exons.